GGGGAUUUUGAGGAAGUGUAUGACGUCACAUCGAGCAGGUGCGCCAUCUACAAUUUCAAAAUGGCGGUCAUAAAAGAUUUAAAAAAUUUGGAAAUAAAUGCAAACAAUGGCCUCUAAAAUGAAGAACAAAGGCUUGAUCGAUAAAACUCUAACAACAGUUGAUAAAGAUGUUCUUAAAUCAAACGGCUUUACACAUAACACAGAAGAUGAUGCAGAAAAUACUGAACUAGAAAUGGAUCCAGAAGCAGUAAAGCUUGAACGCCAAACAAAGCGUAAUCAGACGGAGCAGAAACGAAAAGUGAAAAUCCGGGCUCUAAUUAUGCAAAUGGGGGCACUGUUGCCAGACAGUAGUAAAACCAUUGAAAAAAAGGGCUCGCGUCCAAUGACUGAAGUCCUUGAAGAGUCUAUUGCUCGUUUGAAGUUCCUGAAUGAAAGGGAUGAGAAUUUUCUGAUGUCACAUGUCACUGAAAUUCAAGCUGAGGAAAUGACGAGAUUGAGAAAUGAGAUUGAUUCAUUAAAAGAAGAGAAUACGAGGUUGAAAAAUCUGUUUGAGCAAAAAGACUUUCCCACAGACAGUUUGGAAAAUCUUGAAAAGCUUUGGAAAGAAGCUAAAUUCACAAGAUUAGAACUUAAUUCUGACUUCGUGAAAAAACUAGGGACUAUAAGACCAGGAAAAACUAAAUCCAGUAGAAAGUCGAACAUCAGAAAUCUGGUUGUGGCGGAGGAGCAGGCAGCUCUGAAUGAAACUUUGAAUGAAAUUACUUCUGCAGAAAACUUUGCAUUUAAACCAGAUGGGGGCAUGGCUGGGCUCCAGAACUUUACAAAUACUCAAACAGCUGUGUUUAACAAUGGUGCAAUGUACAUGUCCCCUCAGGGUCAGAUUCAACAGGGGAUGCCACCACAAGGUAUGCUUCCUCAGGUGUCUCAACCCCAAGGUAUGCUCCCUCAAGUGUCUCAGCCCCAAGGUAUGCUCCCUCAAGUGUCUCAGCCCCAAGGUAUGCUCCCUCAAGUGUCUCAGCCCCAGGGUAUGCUCCCUCAGGUGUCACAACAACAAGGUAUGCUCACAAUUGACACAGGUAAUACCCAGGAAACACAAUCGGACACAGCGCCAGCUUCAACUACAAUGACAAUGAGCUCGGAAAAUCUUCCCCCUCAGGGAGGACAGAAUUUAAUCUCUACAAUGCCACCAGGGAUGAUCAUGCCUCAACCUACCCAUCCGGGCCAGGUUUUAUUAAUUAACGAACAUGGCCAGCCUAUCGGCUUUGGAGGCCCAACUUUGGAAAUGCCAAACAAAGAUGGCACCAGUGAACAAUCUAGUGGCGCUCCUGGUGGUAUGAUGUUUCCUCCAGGAAUGCCAAAUCUGCCCCAGAAUUUAGUUCAGACAGGUCCUGGUCAGUUUAUGACAAAUAAUAGCCUCCCCCAGGCAUUGAUUCUGCCCAAUGGACAAAUAGUUCCUGUUGUGACUCAGCCUAUUGUCAUGCCUCCUCCGGGUCAACCAAUAAGUAGUAAUAUGAUGAUUCCUAACUCACAGGGAAUCUUGGCUCAUCCUGGUGGAAUAAACAAUGAAAUAAAUACCCAAUUUACUAUGAAGCCUCCAAAUCAAGUAUCACAGCCACAGACUAUGGCACCUCAAGUAUCGCAACCACAGACGACGACAUCUUCAGAUUCUGAUUCGACUGUGACAUCACAGCCUACAUCACUAUGCACAUCAACUUCAGUGACUUUUACAACAUUAGCACAGAACUCACAAACUUCACAGCCCAUAGCUAUUGGAUCAUCUAUUGCGACUUCUGCGGGUCAGUUAAUAUGCCAGCCACCUAUAAUAAGUUCUAUGGGGCAUCGACCUAUAAUGCACCAGGUACCAGGCCAGCCAAAUCAGGCUCCUGUUAUGAUGUCAACCAACAAUACAUUGACAACAACAGCUACAAGUGAUGGCAAUGCAAUAGGCUCAAAUGUAAAUUCGGGCCCUGGGCCCAAUGCAAUAGGCCCAAAUGGGAAUAUAAUUGGUCCUGGUGGUCAAACAGUAGGCCCAAAUGGAAGUAUUAUAGGCCUUGGUGGUAAUCAGUUAGGCCCAAAUGGAACUAUGAUUGGUAUACCUGGCAACAUACGGCCCCCAGGGGUGACUGUUAAUGGACAGGGGCAGUUGAUAGGCCCCCCUGGAGCUAUAGGCCCUCCAGGGACAAUGUUCAAUGGUCCGGGUCAUCCCCCAUCAGGAAACACAGUAACAGCAACAGUGCUGACAUCUAAUGGCAAAAUUAUCAUCCAGUUACCACCUGGAGGUCAAAUUGACCCAAAUACAAUAAUCACCACCCCUGGAUUGGGCCUCCCUGGCAGCCCACUAGGGGCACUGGGACAGAAAAAAGCUGCUGGGCAGAGACUAUUGAUGCCUAAGCCAGGUACAGGGUCAGUGGUGCGACCUCCAAUAGACAAUAACACACCUAUAUCAACAUUGUGGAAUACACCCCUUAUCUCCAAUUCUGAUAACGAGACAGUGCAGAAGAAUCUAAAUGAAAUAAAUCAGAAAACACCAAGUAAAAGUAAAAACGGUAAGAAAAAAUCAACCAAGGCGAAAAUUAAAGUUGAAAAGAAGGAUCCAAGUGCAGGCACUAAGGAUGAUGAUAUUCUCGCAAAAGCAACGGCAUCCAUUUUCUCAAAUAUUGAAAUAUCACCUCCUAUUGGUGGAAUCCAUGACGGAGCUCCAGAUGAGGACAACCCACUCCAGAUUGACAUGGGAGCCAUGGAACAUGACACAUAUAAUACUACAAACUCUCAGAAUCUUGACAACUCUCAAACAUCUCAGUCAAGUAGUUCACCCAACAAGUCUAAGGAGAACAACGUGAGUGUUAAUAACCCCUCUAAUCAAUCGAACGUAAUGAUCAGUAUCAGGGGUGUCACGACUCAUAGCUCAAGUAUCACAUCUGAUGAGGUCACUAAUGACGACUCACAGUCUCAACCUGUAACCAGUUGUGAGCCGACAACGACAACUAUGACAACCACGUCAAGUGUUUCAUCCACUGCCAGUGUGACAUCAGUAUCCACCCAGAUGACAUCAAGCACUUCCAAUGUGACAUUAAGUUCACCCAGUGUGACGUCGCCUAAUAAAAAUACAAAGAAGGAAUCAUCUACUAUGAGCACAUCCCCAAGUACUCCACAGAAACAAACAUCUGAUACAACAACAGGGAUGAGCUCUCAUCAAAAUAAUUCUAUAACUACCCCUACAACUGUAUCCCCUUCAAGUAAAACUGCAGCCAAUGUUCUACUUAGUAUGCCUAUGAUUGGUGGCAGUCCCCCAUUAAUGGGAAACCCAAGUCCUAAUUCAUUAUCAAUGGUCAAUACUUUCAACAAUACUGUAGGCAAUAUCAAUACAAGUGGAAGCACGAUUCCAUCAAAUAUGUUUGCCCAUGGACUUAAUAUGCCUAGUUUCUCAGAUCUACAACCAAACCCUAAUGCUUUCAACAGAAAUAAUAAAGAGUCUCAGAAAAAGAAGGAAUUUCCCCCUGCUGAAACCCCUAAGAAAUCCAAAUCAAGACAUCAAAGUAAAUCUAAAAAAGCUCAACACACAGAAGAAAUAAAAGACUCUAAAACUGAAACCCCUCCCAAACCUGAUGAACCAAAUGAGAGUAAUGAUGAUUUAACUUACAAAGGCUUUUCACCUCUACAUACAUCAGAAACAAAUAAGAAAUCAUCAAAAUCAUCGAAAAAAGGUGAUAGAUCACAGAGUAAACAUGAGAAAGUCGAGCAUGAAAAACCUUCAAAGAAUAAAUCUUCAAAGGAUGCUGGGAAGGUACCUCCUGUGAGCACUGACAUUGUGAUGGAUACCAUUGAUAGUGUUGUUAGUAGUUACACAAUGCAUGACGAAUCACCAACUAAAGAUUCACCCGAGAAGCAGACCCCAAAGACAGAAACUCCUCCAAAAUAUCCAGAAUUGAAACACUCAUUCAUACCUGAAUCUGAUGAUCUAGAUACAAAAAAAUCAAAACGAAAAUCAAGGAAAAGUCGGCAAAAAUCUGCUGAAAGGGAACCUCUAACAAUGCCACCCCCGCCACCACAUGAGGAGUCCCAAGAAGAAGUAUUAUUACCUUGGCAAAUUGCUGAAGAUAAAAACCAGAAUCACAUCAAGUCUCCUCCAAUAGUAGAACAACCAAUGGAUUUAGCAAUAAAAAAUCAUGAAGAAUCUGUUGCUAAAAAACAGCAAGAGUCACCUAUUAGUAAAAAAUCCAAGAAAAAAGAUAAGAGAAAAUCUGUUGAACUUCCCAAUACUAUAAGCUUCUCAGAGAAUGAUCUUGAAGAUGUCCUCGAUCAGGUUGAAAGUUUUGGAAAACCUGAACCAAGAAAAUCAAGAACACGUUCGAAACAUAAAUCAAAUACAGACACUGACCAAGAGCCAGCACCAAAGAAGCAAAAGGUAGAAGAGAAGCGUCAAAGUUUGACUGAAGAAUUGAAGAUCUCCACAGGAACGUCUGAUAAUAUCAUAGUAGGGGAGUUGACUCCAGGUACAUCAGGGUCUGAUCCUAAGAGAAGAACAAGUAUUGAUUGGGAUACAGAGGUGCUUGGGAAGUCAAAUGUAAAUAUGCAUAAAAAGUUUAGACCUGAAGGAAUUAAGGCUCCAUUGGAAGCCAAACAAGCUACGAGUAGAGAUGUGUAUGAUUUUAAUGACUUUGAUGACUCCCCUCCAAGUGCAACUCUCAGAAAAGAGCCUGGUUUAUUUAAAUCACCAAAAUCUCAACUAAAAGAACCAGUUGAGAAACCCCUUGAUCUACCCAAACCCAGGUCACCAUUGAAAUCUCCUAAACCACCAAAAUCAACUAGUGAAACUAAGAAACAGGUGGAUAAAAUCCCAGAGUACAAACCCCCUCCCCCUCAGGUCUAUACACCACCUCAGGUGAAGCGCAAGGACAGAAUCCAUGAAAGUGAGGCAAAGCUGAAACUUAAUGAACACACACGUUCUGAGGCCUCUAUUAACCAUCCACCCACAUCCACGCCAGUUAAUAAAGGCAAUCAGAGUGAUGUUGGAAAAGAAAUCAAGGAGAAAGAAUCAAAGGAUCGGGUACCAGAAGUGACUUCUGCAGGUCCACAGCCCCAUUUGUCAACAUAUCCAAUUAAGAAACAUAGAAUUCAAAGAGCUUCUGAACCCAAGCCCCAGUUAGUGUCAGAGCCUCCUAUUGUCACACCUGAUGUACCUACUUAUAGUGAAGGUAAUUCUUCAAGUAAGGCAUCAUCAAGUGGGGCUCCUUGUACUAGAUCUACUCCGCCUGUUAGUGUGGUUGCCUCUGUAAGCACUGUUACUUCUAUAAACACUGGUCCAAUAAGCAGUGCUGCUUCCCUAAGUAGUAAUCCUAUAACCAGUGUCCCUUCCAUGAGCAGUGGAGCUAUGAGCGGUGGUCCUAUAAGCAGUGUACCUUCCAUAAGCAGUGGUCCUAUGAACAGUGUACCUUCCAUGAGUAGUGGUCCUCCUGUAAGUACUUUGGCAACAGUAACCAAGACACUCUCCUCAACAGGCAUGAUCUCUAGUAGUAUCCCCACCUUGAGUAGUGGCCCAUCUCUAAGUGGGGGGCCACCACUUGCUGUAGUCUCAAAAGACAGCAUGCCAAAACUUAUUCCAGAUAAAAAAUCACAAGAGGCUGCGGCACUUGCUGCUGCUGCUCAGAAUCGUCAUGCUGAAAAUAAACUUGAGAAACCAGUUUCAAAAUUGCCUCAAUAUCAAGAUCAUCAGCAACCACAGGGACAGGAUAUGAACAGAUAUCAACAAGACUUCCCAGUGUCUGUGAAUAAUACAAACACAGCAAACUCACAGUUUGUAGCUCCUAAUGUGCAAACGUCCACACAGGCUGUAAUGGGGAAUACCAGCAAAGACAACAUCAAUGUGCCAUUUUCAUCAAACUCAAAUCAGUCAUUCUCAUUUAGUGUAACAUCUGCAACUUCAACUCCACCCGCAUCUACAGCUUCUAACAGUGUUCCCAAAGCAGUUAGCAGCCAUGCAAUGGUACCUGCUGCCUCAAGGGUUAACCCAACACCACCCCCUCCAGUUCGACAUACAGAAAGACACAAACCAGCUUCAAAACCUGGUGAGAACAGACCAGGCCCAUUCCCCUUUUACCCCCUCCAUCCAUCAAUUACCUCCCCUGGUGGAGGGGCUCAUAAUCCACCAGUCUCCAGUUUUAAUAACUUCAGCGGGGAGCGACCUUUAGAUUCCAGUAUUCCUCCUCUCUCAUUCCCCCCUAUUUCAUUGGAUAUCCCCAGUGUUGGUGGACCCCAGAGAGGACAGGGCAAUUCACAUAUGCUGCCACAGACCACCCAGAUGAACCUUCCCUAUGGUGGGCUAGGGGAGGAUCAGAAACAUACAAGUCAAGCAUCAUCUCAAAUGCAUCAACCACCUGGUGGUCUAAACCUAAAUCCUCCAUUCUCAAUGGAUAUGUCUAUGAAUAGGCCUCCUAAUAUGUUUACUUCUAACCCACAGUUGGCACCUGGUAGGGGCUCUACUGCACCACCUUUCAGAAGUAUGGCUAAUGAUAUCCCUGCCCAAACCUCAAGGCCAUACACACAGAAUCCACAGAACAUGGAAAUGCCCAACUUCUCCAUGGGCAGGAAUGAUGGUGGGAACAUGAAGAGAAUGUCUCAACAACGCUCAGCGCCCCAAGCCCCCAUGCAACCCUCACAGCCUGCCCCACCAAGCAAUAUGCCCCAUCCCAACACACUUACCUCGCCACAGCCCCAACAACGAAGAGGAUCAUACCCUAAUUUCCCCAUGCCAGAUAACAUGCAUCCAAGAGAAGGCCAUGAUUUCCGUGAUCUCACUCCAUUAAGUGGCCCAGACAAGUCUAGGACUCCACAACACCAAGCACAUAACAGAAAUGAACCUGGGUACUUCCCUGGUAUGCAGCAAAGUGGCCCCCCAUCUGGCUCUAACUUGCCACCAUCCAACCUGAGGCUGCAUCACAACUCUGAUGCAUCCUCUCAAGCCUCCAAUUUUGACCCCUCCCAGAAUACCAUGCCCCCUAUGCCUAGCUUCAGUUCAGCAACAUUUGAUCCACCAAUGCUGCAGCUACCUACUGAUACCAGUCCCGCUCCCUCCCAGCCCCCUCCCCCUCAGGCCCCUAGCUACCCCACAAGCCAGCCCCCAGCUCAACCCAUGAGGAAACCCAGCACAGAUAGAUCAACAACCUCCAGGAAAGAGACUACCCAACCUCCAAGCAGUAGCGCUCCAAGCAGUAGGAGCUCAUCAAAAUCCACAAAAUCCAAAGCUAAAUCUAAAAGUAAAUCAAACAAUGCAAAUAGAUACCAUGAAGUUGACACUAAUCUCUCAAACUCUAUAUUUGAGCAAGGACGUAGCAUGACACCAUAUUUCUCACACCUUGGAAUCCCAUCACCCCCUCCCUCAAGGAACAUGCAGAGUAGUGAGAUUCCAACCUAUUUGCCUAGUAAUAUAUUUGGAGGUCCUCCUCGACCUUUAUCCAAUGCAAACAAUAGUCAGUUUAACAAGCAGGACCUUGGUAACCCAUAUGCACUGUUUCCCCCGCCUCCCCGACACCAAAAUGGUAUGGGGUCCCUUGGGUUCCAGCCAACUGGGUUCAGCAUGAAUCCGAUGCAUGGGCAACCCUCGAGUCAAUCUCUACCCACUCACUCCUCUGUAGGUGUGACCCCCCAUGUUCCAACAUUCAGUUUGAGUAACAUUUUCCCAGAUAUCAACUCACAAUCAAGUGACUCCAUUAACAUAUCUCCAAUAAAAUUUCCCCAUGGCAACCCCAUGUUGCCCCCCUCCCAAUCAAGUAUGGACCACCCUUCUAUCCCGGCCCACCAGCCAGGGUCCCUCUAUCAACAUAGGCCCUCACCUGGGGUGCUUCCUGGGGGGUUAGGACUCCUAGGGCAGCAUCACCAUCAAAUGUUUGACCCCCGCGUUCCACAAGGCAACCCAAAUAUGGGACCCCAUACAUUCCAUGGUCAUCCAGGACAUCCGCCAACUUUUGGAUUUCCACUUUAAAAAUUGCUGAUAAGUGAUCCAAUUCCCUAAAGAAGAUUACUCCUGCCCCAUAAGGAUAUUGCUUGUUCAAUGUUCCUUGGGAAAUAUGUUCACAAAAUAGGCCAGUUACUCAAAUCGACAGUGAUAUGCUCAUAUAGUGUGUAUUCACUGACAUGUUCAAGUAGAAACUGCAAUUGUAAUUAUGCAUGUAAUGAAUUUCAAAGCCAGAAAUGUUUUUGUUCAUAUGAAACAGGACAUUCACUUGAGAGCUUUGUGCAGCCUGGAAAUAGAGUGUACAAUCUUGUUAAAAUAUAGUUAUAAUUUUUUGAUCAGCUGUAAAGUUGGCUUGGUAUGAAAUCUAUAGAAAGUGUAUAACAUGUACAUGUACUUAUCAGUUGAUCCAUUCAGAGAUAUCGAUACUUAUUAAUCAAGAUUUAAGCAUAAUUUAAGAAAUAUAUAUUUAUUGCAUAAUAACCAGAAUUCCCUCAUAGAAUUGUAUAUAAUCUAAAGCAAUAUGUCUGAAUAUGUCGGAUUAAAAUCAUAGAUACCUAUAAUUGCAACUCAUUGUAAUGAAAUUUGAACGACAUGGAAGUUCAAAAUCUUGAUAACAUGGAAGUUCUUGGAAUCUUGAUAAAGCACUCUCAAUCAUAAACUCAAAACGAGUGACACUACUCGCCUGAUUUAUUGUACCGCAUAAUAUUAGUUGAUUCAUAUUUAUCUUAUUUUUGUAUGGGGUAAAACCAUAUUGUCUGUGAUACAGUCCCUUCAAUAGUAUGAGCUUAAAUAGGACAAAAACAGCGCAAAUUACCUAUAGUCUAAGCGCUUAAUACAUAUAAACACAUUUCACGCUUAUUUCUUACUAAUUUUGUAAACUUAAUUUCAGCUUCAGUUGGUGAGCGAAUGCAUUUUGACUUUAUAAAUGCAAAUUCAUUCACACAAAUCAAAGCAAAAAUCUAACAUAUUUAGGAUGAUGAUUAUUAUUCAUAUUAUUUCUGAAUCUUUGGGAUCCAUAGAGUGUUUUAUUUAGAUAUAAGCAAUUACAGGCAUCCAUGAUUUUUUAUUUAUUUUGAUGAAAUAAUGUUUUGAAAGGAGACAGCUUGCUUUCAGGUUUUGAAUAGAAAAUCCUUAAAGUUUGAGUGGAAAAUUUUAAGGUUUUAAGUAUAAACCCUUAAGGUUUGAGUAGAAAACCCAUAAGGUUUUAAGUAUAAAACCCUUUAAGGUUGAGUAGAAAACCCAUAAGGUUUCAAAUAGAAAAUCUUCC
This is a messenger RNA of Owenia fusiformis, 9218 nucleotides long. Lineage: Eukaryota; Metazoa; Annelida; Polychaeta; Sabellida; Oweniidae. The record is from the annotation of a GenBank genome assembly.